GAACGAGCGUGUAAGCGCCCUUCAGCAACGCCCUAACUCCCAACAUAAACAACGAAUCCGUUACUUGACAGCGAUUUUGGCGCGAAACCGAUGUCCCAGCCGCUGUAAAGUUAUACUAUUUUAUGUUGCACUCACCGCAAACGGGAUUCCCAUCCAAAAUCUGGUUCCAGCUGUUUCGCGGGGGCAAUGGUCACGCGAAUCCCUGUGUCGAUAGUUUAUUGAUUAGCGCGUUUUGAAUUCGAGUGCCAAUGAAACCUCGGUCAGGAAUCAGGAAUGCACAAAAUAGGCGACUACCAGCGGAUCGAGAAGAUUGGCGAGGGAACUUACGGAGUGGUGUAUAAGGCCAAAGAUGUGAACACGCAGCGGUAUGUGGCCCUCAAGCGGAUACGGUUGGACAGUGAAACGGAGGGCGUUCCGUCGACUGCCAUCCGGGAGAUUUCGCUGCUCAAGGAUCUCCAGCACCACUCGAUUGUGGAACUGUUCGACGUAGCCGUAAUGGAUUCCAGCAUCUACAUGAUCUUCGAGUAUUUGGACAUGGACUUGAAGAAGCUUCUGGACCGGCACAAAUCCUCCUUCACGCCGAAGCUUGUGAAAAGCUACAUGCACCAGAUGUUGGAUGCAAUUGCAUUUUGUCACAUGCACCGAAUUCUGCACCGUGAUCUCAAGCCCCAGAAUCUGCUGGUGGAUCGUGAGGGGCACCUGAAGCUGGCCGAUUUCGGCUUGGCUCGUUCGUUUAACGUUCCGAUGCGGACUUACACUCACGAAGUGGUCACCCUUUGGUACCGGGCGCCGGAGAUUCUCCUGGGGACCAAGUUCUACGCGACCGGGGUGGACAUCUGGAGCUUAGGGUGCAUAUUCGCCGAGAUGAUACUGCGGAGGCCACUCUUUCCGGGGGACAGCGAAAUCGACCAACUGUACCGGAUAUUCCGGACGCGAGGAACUCCGGACGAAAGCAACUGGCCCGGGGUGUCCCAGCUACCGGACUACAAGAGAAGUUUCCCCCGCUGGGACGGGCAGUCGGUUCCCGAGGAGAUCGCCCUGCACCAGGCGAAAGACCUUUUCGAGCUGCUGAUGGUUUACGAUCCGACGAAACGGAUUUCCGCCCGGAACGCCAUGCAGCAGCCGUACUUCGACGAUGUGGAACUGGUGCCACCGGAGAUUGGACCCUUGAAUGGAAAAACUAACGGACAGUAGAAUAAGAGAAGAGUACUGGCACGGGGAUGUAAGUAACGUGAUCGAUUUUUGUGGUAUCUUAUCAACUCAAUUCAUAGUGGAAAAAUCAAUCACGUUUCUUUCGUCCUUAUUCUGGCACACGUUCGAUAUGUGAAUCACGUUGGGAAUUUUAAGGGAAGUCAGUGAAUUUUAUGAAAAAGGCUUAUCGUAUGUAAUUCUGGCAACACUCGACCACAAAAGAUCGUAAAACUCCUCAUUAGCAUAGGUAUUAUUACAUUAUUUUAAGCAUAGGUUAGUGGAAUUAAAUGGUACAGUAAACAGUGUCAAUUUUGCAAAAAAAAAAACCGAAAUAGGCAAUGUGCCUCUAGUAAAUUAUGCUGCCGUGAAUCGCAAGUCAGUCGCAUUUGCAUUUUCAUCAAAAUAAAGUUGAGUUCAACAUUAAUCUUU
Molecule: messenger RNA, 1620 nt
Organism: Aedes aegypti (yellow fever mosquito)
Lineage: Eukaryota; Metazoa; Arthropoda; Insecta; Diptera; Culicidae
Product: cyclin-dependent kinase 2
Exons: 2
Coding region: 274-1194 (306 amino acids)
Biological process (GO): regulation of gene expression; signal transduction; regulation of G2/M transition of mitotic cell cycle
Cellular component (GO): cytoplasm; nucleus; cyclin-dependent protein kinase holoenzyme complex
Molecular function (GO): cyclin binding; cyclin-dependent protein serine/threonine kinase activity; ATP binding
Source: RefSeq, a predicted model, not a curated record